UUUAAACCGAACGCAUGUGUUGUUGAUGGCAUGUUGUUUAUGAAUGAAAGGACAUGCAGCGAGUGUGAGUGUGUGACCUCCACAUGCAACUGAGCGCCGGGCGGGGCUAUCUGAGCCCAUCUUUGCCGUGAUUGGUCGAUUCCUGAGUCCGUCAGCGGGGGGGGCUGCAUGGAGUGGAUUGAUUGAAGUAGAUUAGGGGAGAGAGCGGGCAGGGGGAGAUUGUCCUGGCAUCACACUAUUCAGUGAUGGCUGUCAAAUAUCCCAAACAUUGCUGCAUCCUCCUCUUCUCUCUCCUCUCCUUUCAUCCACCGUCGUCUUCCAGCCUUGACCCGCAGCAGUCUGACAGUGGUGCUUCACCUCCUGACCAUGAUGCGGAAGAAGUGGUUACAAAAGGACUGCAGUCUGCCGAUGCACCGCGGAGGAAGUUACUUCAGACGUCCGGAGCUGCCGUUCCUUUCCCGCCCCUCAAGGUGUUGUCUAACGGGAAGACGUGCAUCAUGCUCCAGGCCAGGAAGUUGUCUCUGCGCUACGAGAGACAGAAGCAGGUGGACCUGACCGAGCGAGCGUUUUCUCCUCACAAGGCCGUGGACACAACUCAGUCCGUGUGCCGCCAGGACAAAGCCACGCUGGUCAUGAAGUUUGGAGAUGUGGAGGACUUGAAAGGCCUUUCCAUCAGGCUGCAGCUGUCCCACACUUUCUACGAGGCGUCAAACCAGUGGUGGUACUCCCUGGACAGCGUCUCCCUGCUCUACAACGUCUCCGAAGAGGCGGUGUUCAACGCCAGCGAGGUUUACGCCCCGUCCUCGUCCUCCUACCACUGCGUGCACGUCAGCAGCCUGGAGCGCCACAGCGCCCUGCUGCAGCCCGGCGGCCACCGCGCCCGCCGCUGGACCGUCACCUUCACCGACUUCCAGAUUCAGGCGUUCAACGUGACCUCGGGGAGGUUCUCUCCGGUGAGCGACUGCACCACCUUCCUGACGCCGGCCAUCUUGAUGGGCCUGGUCACCUCGCUCAUCCUGCUGCUGGUGCUGGCCUACGCCCUGCACCUGCUGGUCCACCUCAAACACAUCGAGCGCGACGACGACAGCAAGGCCGACUUCUACUUCCCGCCAGACCCGGAACAGCCCGAACGCUGCUGUGGGGAAAACCUGGCAGAUAAAGUUACUCCCUAAACUUUUUAAAAGGGAAAGACAGAAUACAACUUACCGUCUUUUCCGGACUACAAGGCAGUAUUUUUUUCCUAAGCUUUGAACCCUGCGGCUUAUACAAAGGUGCGGCUUAUCUAUGGAUUUUUCUUCACUAACGGCUAAAUCAUGCCAUGGAUUAAGCCAGGGGUCGGCAACCCAAAAUGUUGAAAGAGCCAUAUUGUACUAAAAAUACAAAAAACUAUAUCUCUUUAGCCGCAAAAAUUAAACGACUUAUAUAAGUGUUAUAAUGAAGGCAACACAUGACUUAAGUGUCUAAAUUAUUUAUAUUACCCUACUAUCAAAAUGACUUAAUAGGUAUCAAAGGCUUCACGGUGGCAGAGGGGUUAGUGCGUCUGCCUCACAAUACGAAGGUCCUGCAGUCCUGGGUUCAAAUCCAGGCUCUGGAUCUUUCUGUGUGGAGUUUGCAUGUUCUCCCCGUGAAUGCGUGGGUUCCCUCCAGGUACUCCGGCUUCCUCCCACCUCCAAAGACAUGCACCUGGGGAUAGGCCCCUCCCACCUCCAAAGACAUGCACCUGGAGGUAGGCCCCUCCCACCUCCAAAGACAUGCACCUGGGGAUAGGUUGAUUGGCAACACUAAAUUGGCCCUAGUGUGUGAAUGUGAUUGUGAAUGUUGUCCGUCUAUCCGUGUUGGCCCUGCAAUGAGGUGGCGACUUGUCCAGGGUGUACCCCACCUUGCGGCCGAUUUUAGCUGAGAUAGGCGCCCGCGCCCCCCGCGCCCUUAAAAAAGGGAAUAAGCGGUAGAAAAUGGAUGGAUGGAGGUAUCAAAGGGAUUAUAACUGUGUACUUUUACUUCCAUCCAGUUGGGGGCAGUAAUGCUUUUUACAGUCCACUUAUAUAUCGUCCUCACUGAUUAAAAUAGUGUUUUCUAAAUAAAGUAUUUGUUCUGCCUCUCGAAUCAAUAGAAAAAAGAUCAUUUGAUAGUUAAUUUGCGUCCAUUGCAAAGGACAUAAAACAUUAAAUAAACACACUGUAUGAUUUUUUUGAAUUAAUGUACUGUAUUAAUUAAUUCCCCUAGAGGGGGGCGUAGGGGUCACCCACAUCUGCGGUCCUCUCCAAGGUUUCUCAUUGUCAAUGAGUUUUUCCUUGCCCUGAUGUGGGCUCUGAAACCGAGGAUGUCGUUGUGGCUUGUGCAGCCCUUUGAGACACUUGUGAUUUAGGGCUAUAUAAAUAAACAUUGAUUGAUUGAUUGAAAAUAGGUGUCAAAGGGAUUAUAGCUGUGUACUUUUACUUCCAUCCAGUUGGGGGCAGUAAUGCUUUUUACAGUCCACUUAUAUAUCGUCCGCACUGAAUAAAAUAGUGUUUUCUAAAUAAAGUAUUUGUUCUGCCUCCCGAAUCAAUAGAAAAAAGAUCAUUUAAUAGUUCAUUUGCGUCCAUUGCAAAGGACAUAAAACAUUAAAUAAACACACUGUAUGAUUUUUUUUAAAUUAAUGUACUGUAUUAAUUAAUUUCCCUAGAGGGGGGCGUAGGGGUCACCCACAUCUGCGGUCCUCUCCAAGGUUUCUCAUUGUCAAUGAGUUUUUCCUUGCCCUGAUGUGGGCUCUGAAACCGAAGAUGUCGUUGUGGCUUGUGCAGCCCUUUGAGACACUUGUGAUUUAGGGCUAUAUAAAUAAACAUUGAUUGAUUGAUUGAAAAUAGAUGUCAAAGGAAUUAUAGCUGUGUACUUUUACCUCCAUCCAGUUGGGGGCAGUGAUGCAUUUUACAAUGAAUUUAUAUGUGGCCCUCACAGAUGAAAUCUUGUUUUCUAAAUAAAGCAUUUGUUCUGCCCCUCAAAUCAAUAGAAAAGGUAUAAUUUAACA
Nerophis ophidion (straightnose pipefish) is the source of this 3004-nucleotide messenger RNA. RefSeq names its product ATPase H+ transporting accessory protein 1 like a (gene atp6ap1la). The record is from RefSeq and is a predicted model, not a curated record. Bases 246 to 1172 code for a protein of 308 amino acids. Gene Ontology annotation, cellular component: proton-transporting V-type ATPase complex. Lineage: Eukaryota; Metazoa; Chordata; Actinopteri; Syngnathiformes; Syngnathidae. The transcript has 8 exons.